AUGUUUAUUUCUGAUGAAAAUCUUGCAUUCAAAAUUCACACGAAAGCUUUAAAUGAAAUAAUUGAACAGCAACUUCUGGCGCCAAAUCUCCGUCAAACCAUCUACCAUCCAAAUGGAGCUGAAAGUGAGAUAAGAACGGAAAUCGAACACUGCUACUAUCACGGGACAGUUAAGGACUAUCCCGGUGCUUCGGCCGCAUUCCACACAUGUAAUGGUGUGUCGGGAGUCAUCCACAUCGGGAAUGAGACAUUCGUCAUACAUCCCUUCUACGGCGGGGAUCUCUCGGUCAGUUGCAUGUUCUAA
Messenger RNA from Pieris macdunnoughi, 303 nucleotides. The record is from the annotation of a GenBank genome assembly. Lineage: Eukaryota; Metazoa; Arthropoda; Insecta; Lepidoptera; Pieridae.